Symbiodinium sp. CCMP2592 is the source of this 2385-nucleotide messenger RNA. NCBI's taxonomy places the organism in Eukaryota, Dinophyceae, Suessiales, Symbiodiniaceae. The record is from the annotation of a GenBank genome assembly.
AUGCCAUCGGCUCCUGUAAGUCCCGCACCUUUUACAGAUAUUUCGCAGUCGCCGCCUGCAUCGAACCCGAACAGGUUGAGACGUGGCCCUACGACGAAUAUCGAUCUUCUUGGCUUGCAUAAUCCUGAAACCUUGGCCAGCUUACUCCUGAACAAAGACAUGUACAAGGAUGUCGACAUCAAGUUGGUGCGUGGCCAAUAUCUCGCAGCUAAGACUACGAAGCACUUCGUUCGCCGCCAAGAAGCGGAGAAAGAGAAUGCUAGUGAAAAUGUUUUUGUCAGCACAGAGGACAUUAAGAAGUGGAGGGACGAUGAACAGUAUCGCUCCAAGAUCCGCAUAAUCGCACUUUCCCACGUAUGGGAGUCAAUGGAGCAUCCGGAUCCCACAGGCAACCAACUGUCAAUCUUGAUGAGUGCCAAGUUGUGGCAUGACGAGUGGAGCUGGUACUUCAUCGACUAUAUGUCUCUGAAUCAAUAUCCUCGGAAAGAAGGCCUAGAGGAGACAACAUUCCAAAACAGCUUGCGCAGCAUGCAUGUUCUAUAUUCACAUGAUUUUACGUUUACCUACAUCGUGCCGGAUGUCAGCCCGUUGGAGAAGCUCCAGAAUGAUGCAGUCUCAGUGAAAUGUCAUUUCGCAGGUAAAUUUCAAGACGUGCUGCUUUCUCAGCUGAGACAUAAUGUCGACCCUUAUGACGAGCGAGGUUGGUGUCAAGCGGAAAGCCAGUGGUCUAGAAUGCGCACCCGCACGGAUCGAACCUUCAUAUUGGGGCACAUGUCUGACGAGGUCUUCGCCAGAGCUCCAAUGGAUCCAGAGAGUUUCAAGGACAAGGUGAGAGCAGAGGAGCUUAAAUUUACCCACAGCCGUGAUGGAGAUGCAGUCAUGGAUUUACAUAAGACAGUCUUCAAAGAGAAGGCAAAGUUUUGCAAGACCUUGAGGGUGAUGAAGCUGCCACAGGGGGAAAUCGACAUGCUUUCCAAUAGUUUGCAGACGGGGCUCUACCACAACCUUCAGCUUCUUUCGAUCACGGACAGCACAUUUGCGGACCAGGGCGCAGAAGAUCUGGCCGGAUCCAUCCCGGAUCUAGAAGCUCUGCAACUGCUCAUUCUUGAGAGGAAUCGGAUCGACGACCAGAUUGCCAGCCAUCUUGCCGGAGUUCUUCGAUACGUUCAGCAUGUCAGCUUUGCUUACAACUUCAUCGGCCUUGAUGCCAUGACAGAGGUGCAAAAUGCACUGACGACUCCUCCUAGAGACCGUGGCUGCCAGAGCUUGAAUUUGGCGAGCAACCGCAUUUGCGACAAGAGUCUUUCAAUCCUGGCCAACUGCUUAAAAUCCUGCAAAGUGGUAAACCUCAACCUGAACUCCAAUGCAAUUGGACUGGAAGGGGCAAAGCAUCUCGCGAAGGCUAUCAGCAGUACCAACCGCUUGCGAAUCCUGUCUCUGGAAGAGACGAACAUCGGCUUUGAAGGGGCUGAGGCUUUGGCCCAAAGCCUACAGUGCAAACCCACGUUUCUGCAACUCCACCUCGCAAACUGCGGCGUCCAUAGCAGGGAUUGGUGGAAGUUACUGCAACGGUUUGGGUUCCGAGCAGUCUAUGGUGGCUCACCUGCCACCGAACGCAUACUGCAGCUGAACACUCAUGUGUGCGUGUCAUCUAUCCUGUUCGUGGUCCCUGUAGUUGUCGCUUGUCUUUUCGGGCUGGCCAACAUCUUGCUUAUGUUAUCGAGCGGUCAGGCGGUGCUGCCGGCAUUGGUGACGACGGCAUUUUUGACGUGCUGGUUGGCCAGUCUGUUGGUGAAAGCUUACUUGCCCUGGGAUGCCGCAAUGAAAGUGCAGAAGUCGCCGUUCAGACUCAUCUAUAAGCCAGCUUUGGUGUGGCCCCUAGCCGUCCUCUCUAUAGUGACAGGCCGCUGUUGUGCUGGUCCUUGGAGAAGGCUCAGUUGGCCUAUAUGUGUUGUUCUGUUGUUCAUGGUCAGUCCUACAGUGGUGGGAGUCCUCAGCCUCGUUGUGACGAUGCACGACUGCAGGGGAAGUGUGGAAAGUAUGGAAGCUGGUUCAUGUGCUUUGGAGGGGCAGGUAUGUCAUUCUCUCAGCUAUCUUUCUGCGAUCUUGGGCAUCACUCAUGGCUCGCUUCUUCUGAUGCUGAUAGCUGCUUUCUGGACUCUUCCAGGGUUUGAAACUAGCUGCAAUUUCAUCAUCUGCAGGUUGCAGAGGCAGAGAACACGGGUCAUGGGCUUCUGUGAGCGUUACUGGAUUGAACGUCUUCAGACUCUGUCUCGCAAGAUAGAUGAGAAUGACUGUGAGUCGUCGGAUGAGUUGCAUUAUUUUGCUUACAUGAUAGGGCUUGAGAACGCGCUUCCGUUUGUCAAGCCUGUGAACCUCAAGUAA